This is a messenger RNA of Hylaeus anthracinus, 2810 nucleotides long. Its product is annotated as outer dynein arm-docking complex subunit 4-like. Bases 791 to 2629 code for a protein of 612 amino acids. NCBI's taxonomy places the organism in Eukaryota, Metazoa, Arthropoda, Insecta, Hymenoptera, Colletidae. The transcript is spliced from 5 exons. The record is from RefSeq and is a predicted model, not a curated record.
UUCGGAGGAUUCAUCGCUAGAGCAAGGGUGAAUUGUGUCUCAGUGCAAGGUUGGAGACGGGGAAACUUGUGUCCUUAACCCGGAAACAGUUGGCGAAGUUGGGAGAGAAGACACGGGAACGAGAGCAGGUCCCAGUGUGCAUUAUUAAAAAGGGUCAGUCGCUUGGCAAACUCGGAAAGGGGUCGAUAACCGCUUUAACGGGACAAGGGGAUGGAAAUUUUCCUCGAAAGCGACUGGAAUUUGGGGAAUAAAAGUAACACGGGCUGGGAAAGAAGUUUCUCAAAUAUUCAAACGGACGGUUAUGUGGACUCAACGGAGGAUGAAGAAGAUCAACAAACAAUGAUAGGCUAAGCAGAUGAAAACGUGUUAUUUAUUUAUCUAUGGAUAAAACCUCAUUAAUAUCACGGAGAAAAUUAAUUUUAAUGCUUCGUGGACGCAGUCGGAAGUAGCGCAACGCCAUCUGCGCGAUUUGCAGAGCUGCGCGCGCCCAUUUCGGAUGGCAUAAUUGGUUGCACAGAACCGCGGUCUCGUUACGUUGGAUUAAAAUGAAGAAAAAUAAGAUCUCAUCGAUUUCAUGAAGAUGUGAUCGCGAAACGAUUCCCGUUCCGAGACUGCGGUGCAAAAUUCAUGAGUGAAGGGGAACCUUUGAAGUUCGCGGGGGUUGGCUUUCAGUUUGGUGAAUUAUAUAUCGUUCCGGUGAAUAGGUUAGCCGGCUCGAGAUCCGCGGAGAUCGACCGACAGGAGCAAAUUUUCCGAUUAAUUUCUCUCGCCCUAGGCAAAAUUCGUCGCGAUGGCGAAGAUGAAGAGGGACGAGGGUCCAGAAUUCUUCAGGGAUUGGAUUGUUUAUCGAGAGUGGGCCUACCGUUUCGCCAUCAGCCAGAACUACCCCAUCGCGGAGAUUUACUUCGGGAAGGCGAUCCAACAGAAUCAGUAUGACGACUUUAGGACCUUCCUCGGCCUCCUCAAGACCCAGAUCAAUUACGCGAGAUACGGGAGGGCGUUGAAAACCACCAAGAUGUGCGCGUCUAUAGAGCCAGCGUAUUCCAAAGUGAAGGAGCUGCAGCUGCAAUCGUUCUUCCUAGCGGGUGAAUUCGGAGCCAGUUUGAUUCACGCCCACCAGGGUUUUCAGAAACGCCAAACUGUCGCUCUAUUGCAUGGAAUAAUUCAAGGGAACCAGACAGUGGAAGACUGCGUCGGUAGAAACACCCACCCCAGAGCUCUUCAGCUUCUCUCACCCUGGAUAGAACACCUUAAGGAACAUCGAAUGAUGAUGAUCGAGAAGCUCAAAGAGGAAGUAGACGAAUUCGAAGGCAUAGACGAGGAACAGACAAGGUUAAAAGUAAACGACCCAAAAGUACGAGCUACGAUGAAAUUGAGGAGACUGUACCGUGUGAUCGCGAAAAUAUAUCUGGACCGUUUGGCCAACGACAAAGAGUUCCUAAAGAAGUUGACCGAAUACCCUGAAAUCCUGGAGUCCCCCCACAAGGAGUCCACGAAACGGCUUCACCAUAUGGCGACGAGGAACUACUGGAGGGUUGUGCGCAGGCAACGUAUCCUUCGGAUGCGACAACCCCUUUACGUGAUGAUGUUCGAACGAAUGGCGAUACCGAAGGGUCACAAAAUGAUGAUGGAGGAGGAGAAGAAACUGCGCAGUAAUCUCAUCAUCAUCGAGGCGGACUUCCUAUUGCGCCGUCUGCACGACGUGAGAAUGAGUAGAGACUACAUCACGUUCUUCAAUAUGGUGGACCGCGUGAAGGACAAGUUCGAUUCGUACUCUCUGAAAAUGUUCCCCCUGAGGCAGAAGUGUUUGGACACGGUGUACAACAUGGUCGCGUGGGCGUACAUCGACACUCGAGACCUCAGCCAGCUCCAGAGCAAAGAGCAGAAGAUGACGUAUCUGAAGCAUCACAUGGGAAUACGCGUGGCCGAACUGCCACGCGACUGCGACAUCGCCUGGAUACAUUCUCAUCAUGGGAAGGAUGCGCUCAGAGUAUUUCGUAGGAGACUGGCCAUGGCGUCCCAGCCUCUGGAGCUCGCCUGGCUGUUCCACGAGCUCUGCAAGUACCUCAUCAGCAUCAAUCGCUACGACCUGGCCAGGUUCUACGGGAAGAAGGCCCUGGACAAGGGCGAGGAGGCAGGUAGUGAGCAGUGGGUGCUGAACAGCCACCACCUGUUCAUGCGGAUCGAGAUCGUCCAGAACUAUAGAAACGAAGCGAAAGAGUCGGCGCUGCUGGCGCUCACCAGCGCGAAGAAGCUGGGACUCGACUUCCUGGUCGACUUUUACGUGAAAAUCGCGGAGACGAUUGACGAGAUGGACAUGGAGAAGUUGCUGGACGACGACGCAAUCGCCGCGAGGCAGCAGUUGAUCUUGGACCUGAUGCCAGAGGACAUGAAGCCAAAGGUUGACUACCUCUGGAGAAGCAUGGACGCCGUUCCCGCAAAGAGGAGAUUGUCCGUGAUGCCUGGCUGUAAACCCGUCGACAAGAAGACCAAGCUACCUUGCAAAAGGAUGACUAUUCUGCCUAGUCCUGCGAAGGACCCCGAGUUGGAAGCUAUGAGGGCUCUGCUGGCGCAGUACGAGCCCUCCAAGGAGAGACCAGGUUUCGUGGACUUCGACGAGUACGACUGACAAUCCCUGGGAGCGUAAAUUAUCCUGUCAGGAUAUAGCACUGAUGCUGAUAGAGAGGUCGAGGUAAAGAUUGCGAGUUCCUUUGUAGAGCAACCAAUCCUGCCUUCAAGAGUUCCUCGAAAGAGCUUCAAUCGUUUAAUUAAAUUUCCAGGACUUCGAUUCAGCGCCACCUACUUGGAAG